AUGGCCGCACAGUGGCAGGCAGGGUCUGAGCCGGGGACGGGCGUCUCUAGGACCCAUCUCCCGUCCGUAGACCUCCGCGCACAUCUCAGCCCCAUCCUCAAGUGCCUGGCGGUGUUCGGCAUGUGGCCAACCUCUGCCUACACGCGCGUCUCCGCUAAGGUAGUGGCGUUAACAACUGGUCUGGCGAUGCUGUCACUCGUUCUGAUGCAACUGGUGGCAGAGGUGAUGGCUUUAGCAGCCUCGCCAGUCAGUGGUCCGACCGAGCUGUACCGCUUCAUCUACAACUUCAGCGUGGUGGACCUGCACCUGCAGGGGCUGGGAAAGUGGGCCUUCAUGGUGGCGCGCCGCCGCCGCUACACCAGGCUCGUCGACCGCCUCCAGCACUGCUUCCGUCUGAGUGGCCUCGCCGAUACCAACGACAGCGCUUCUGUGCUAGCUACAUCACAGACAGCCCAAAAGGUAGCCGUGACGAGGCUCCAGCAACAGCUGAGCGAGUGCCGCCGCCUGAGCAUGUGGGCGACCGCCUUCUGGCUGUGGGUGUGCGUGUACGGCGUCACGCACUGGUGCCUCGUCCCCCUCAUCAUCGGCGACAACUCGCUGCCUUUCGACGCUCUCUACCUGUUUGACGCCAGCCAGCCGCCGCUAAGACAGAUAAGUAAACUAGUGGUGCACUGCCUGCAGUACGUCGCGGGCCUCCAGAACAUUCUGCUGUCCGUGUUCUUCGACCUGUUCGUGCUGUGGCUGCAUCUGCUGCUGUGCGCCCAGCUGCGCUACCUCGCUGACAACCUGCGCCGCCUUCGCCGGGUCACAGACACGGACGAGCACAAGAAACUUCUGGUUGCCUGUGUCGCGCAUCACAGCGACCUCCUCAGCACAAUCCAAGAGCUCAAUUCAUGCGCAGGUCCCAGCUUCUUCCUCCAGUGCUUCGAGAAUACAAUCCGCAUGUGCAUGAUCGCUUUCAUGGCCACAACAACAGUCGCUGACCAGAUGCAGGUGUGGAGUUCGGCGCAGUUCUUCCUUGCAGCCGUGGGCCAGCUCUUCCUGUACUGCUGGUGUGGCCAGCAGAUCUCACAUCUGACAGAGAGCAUAUCAGAUGCAGCUUAUGACAGUGGCUGGGAAGAGCAUGAUGUUUCAACACAGAAGAAUGUAGCGUUCAUCAUGCAGCGUGCCCAGAAAACAAUUGUCUUCAAAGGCGGCUGGUUCUACACACUAACCACAGAAACCUUUGUGGAGCUCCUCCGCCUGUCAUUUUCCUACUACACUGUGCUUCGAAAUAUCAAUGACAGAUAAGAGAAGCCACAGAAUGUGGACUGGAUGAUCUGAUAGCCAAGUGCCCUCUUCUUAUGAUUAUAUCAUCUUUCAAGAGGAUAGCUGUCAGUAAGAAAACUUGGUUCCAUUAUUGAGAACUUCAGAGGGACAGUUUUACACCAUGCAUCACUGAUUGUGCUUUUAGUUAAAACAGAUUAUUGAUGAUAGAAAUUCAAAACUGUUUAUUACAGCAUCGUAAUUCUAUAAACUAUAAUUAUAUAAAAUUGCUUGUAAUUAAUGCAGAAAAUCAAUAAAUUGCCAAGAAGAAGAAGAAGAACAAAGUAUAAAUUUUUCAAUAGUACAAUGUGGCACUGCAUCAAAAUGUUUCCAUUGUGUAGUUGCUAAGCUCAAUGUCUUUUUAUAUUUGACUGUUCAUUUCUUUAGUUGGUACCAUCAAAAUUUGUAAAAAAAAUCUCUUAGAGUAUGAAAUUUUCUGUCUACAUUUGUAUUAUUGUCUCUUAAACAUGUUCGGUAUGUCCA
Messenger RNA from Schistocerca gregaria, 1788 nucleotides. Its product is annotated as odorant receptor 47a-like. The record is from RefSeq and is a predicted model, not a curated record. Gene Ontology annotation, molecular function: olfactory receptor activity; odorant binding. Lineage: Eukaryota; Metazoa; Arthropoda; Insecta; Orthoptera; Acrididae. Bases 1 to 1290 code for a protein of 429 amino acids. The transcript is spliced from 8 exons. Gene Ontology annotation, biological process: detection of chemical stimulus involved in sensory perception of smell; sensory perception of smell. Gene Ontology annotation, cellular component: plasma membrane.